UCCAACAAAUGGAAAUUGCUGCAAUUAAAGCUGACACAACAUUCCUAACAAAAACAGGAUUCAAGAUUUAACAAAGGAAAUUUGGUUUAUUGCCGCAUUAUAUUAAUUGAUUAAAGACUUCAAUUAUUUUCUGGAUGGCGAUGAUUUAGCGGUGGAUAGAGAUAGUCCAUCACUCGUUUCCAAGAUCAAUUGAUAAAGAUUCUUGAAACACACGAUUUUCCUUCUUUUAUUUCCCCUUUUCCUAUUGGAUUUCUAUUGGGCUGGGGUUGAAAUUAGAAAAAAGGCAGUGGCAUUAGGGUUUUCUAUUCUUUCCUUCCCUCUUUGUGCGAAUAGGAGAUUUGUUUCGUUGCGAAAGCUGCGAUCUUUGUUGAUUUCUCCAUCUGGGCUGUAUCAAGCAUCGAUUUUUAUGAAUUUUGGAAUGAGUUGUGAAUUUGGGGCUAGAAUUGAAGUGAGGUCUCAUUAAUCAUGUGGUUUUUGAAGUGGAUUUUGUGAGAGAUAAGUGGUUUGGAUAAGUUUCCCUUCACAUUUGAGUAAGACACACUGAUUUUGGAUAUGUUCCACACCCAAGGAGCUCUGAAACACACCUGCAAUCUCCUCGCCGUCUUGUGUUCGGAGGCAGCAGAGAGUACGCGAAAUCAAGAUGUUUCGGAGGAGAGGAGGAGGUUCCCCUUCCCGGAAAUUGCAUCUUCGGGGCGUUUGGAGGUUCAAACGUUGAAGAAUCCGACACCAGAUGAGUUCCGCAAGUCUCUUGAUUCGUGGCAGCCAAAUCUCGUCUACUUGCAAGGGAAACAGCUGGAUAAUGAGGAAGUUGGGUCAAUCUCGUGGGGAGGGGUGGAGCUAUCCUCUCCCGAAGCUGUUUCCGGACUUUUUAGCUCCACAAUGCCGACUACUGUUUAUUUGGAGGUUCCACAUGGUGAACAGUUGGCCAGGUCUCUACAUUCAAAGGGCGUUGCUUAUGUAAUAUACUGGAAGAGCUCGUUUUCGUGCUAUGCAGCUAGCCAUUUUCGUAAUGCGUUAUUAUCCGUAAUACAUAGCUCAUCGUGCCAUACAUGGGAUGCAUUUCAACUAGCUGAUGCCUCCUUUCGGCUUUACUGUCUUCGCAAUAAUUGUGUCCUCCCUCAUGGCAUGGAGGUCGAUGAUGAGUUGGGCCCUAAUCUUUUCGGGGAGCCUCCUAGGAUCACUGUCGACGUUCCUAUGAUUGAGGAUGCAGCGGAAGAUGAAGAAAGUACUUCUGGUUCCCUUCCUGAGAUAAAGAUAUACGACGAUGAUGUCAAAAUGAGGUUUCUCGUCUGCGGAGUUGCUAACUCCUUGGAUGCUUCCUUGUUGAGUUCGUUGGAGGAUGGUUUGAAUGCCCUCCUCAGUAUCGAAAUGCGAGGGAGCAAACUCCACAAUCGGGUUAGUGCUCUUCCUCCACCCCUCCAAGCUGGCACAUUUUCUCGGGGUGUCGUGACAAUGCGAUGUGAUCUGUCAACGAGUAGUUCAGCUCACAUUUCUCUUUUGGUAUCGGGGAGUGCUCAGACAUGUUUUGACGAUCAGCUGUUGGAAAAUCAUAUAAAGAGUGAAAUCAUUGACAAGAGUGAGCUGAUCCACGCACUGCCGAAUUCUGAUGAAAACAAACCACCCACAUCCGAGCCUCGAAGGUCAGUCUCGGUAGCGUGUGGAGCAGCAGUAUUUGAAGUCUGUAUGAAGGUCCCGUCUUGGGCUUCACAGAUUUUGAGGCAACUAGCACCUGAUGUUUCGUAUCGUAAUUUAGUAGCCCUCGGAAUUGCCAGCAUCCAGGGAUUAGCAGUAGCUUCAUUCGAGAGAGAAGAUGCAGAACGACUCCUAUUUUUCUGUUCGAGGCUUGGGGAGAAUGGUAUCUCGAAUAAUCUAAAAAUCGGAAGCCCUCCUUCCUGGUUAAAGCCACCUCCUCCUAGUCGAAAGAGGCCCUCUAUUUGCCACGAACUAAACCCCAGCGUCGCAAACGGGACCUUCAUAAAAAAAGAAGAGAACGAACCUGUGUUAUCCAACGGAGUCACCGUCCCAAGUACGACUCAUAGACGAAGAAUCAAGAUAGCCGCCUUGAGGCCCAUCCCUCACGUUCGUCACCAAAAGAUGCUUCCGUUUUCUAGAAUUUCGGAGGCAGAUGUGCACAAUGGAGGCCCAGUGAAGGCUAACUUGCCUCCUCCUCCGCCAAAACAUAAUUCUGGGACGACACCAGCCUCCCACCGGAAAUCAACCUCAACUUCAUUAGCUAAGCAGGUCAUAUCUUUAAAUCCUCUCCCUCUAAAGAAGCACGGUUGUGGGAGAAGCCCGUUGCAUGUGUGCUCUGAGGAGGAGUUUCUCAAGGAUGUGAUGCAAUUCCUCAUCCUUCGAGGGCAUACUCGUCUCAUCCCUCAAGGGGGCAUUGCCGAGUUCCCAGAUGCCAUACUAAAUGCAAAGCGCCUCGACCUAUUUAACCUGUACCGGGAGGUUGUCACACGAGGGGGUUUCCACGUCGGGAACGGCAUUAACUGGAAAGGACAGGUUUUCUCAAAGAUGCGCAAUCACACGGUCACCAAUAGAAUGACUGGGGUUGGAAAUACGCUCAAACGCCACUAUGAAACUUACCUUUUAGAAUACGAAUUGGCUCACGACGAUGUGGAUGGCGAGUGCUGCUUAUUAUGCCACAGUAGCGCGCCGGGAGAUUGGGUCAACUGUGGUUUGUGUGGCGAGUGGGCGCAUUUCGGCUGCGACCAACGCCCCGGUUUGGGCGCCUUCAAAGAUUAUGCCAAGACAGAUGGACUGGAAUACAUAUGCCCACAAUGCAGUGUUUCAAAUUACAAGAAAAGGAUGAACAAAUCAGGAAAUGGAUAUUCUUGAGUCUUUCCAUAAUUCUUUAUGACCCCUCAUAUUUUGGGUUAUUACAUUCUACUCUAUUUUGUGUGGAGAAAAUGUGUUUUCGCCUCCCAUUUUACUGCAGAGAAGUAUCGGAGUUUGCAGAGAAGGCCCGCGGAAAGGGGUGAAAUGCAAAAUAUUGAAUACAUGGUGGGGAGGAAAAUGUAAUUUGGGGAAAAUUUUAGGUGGUAGGAAGUGCUCCCAAAGAGGAAAUUUGUGGGGGCUAAUUGGAUAUAAUAGCCAAAUUAGUUGCUUAAUUUGUAAUUAUAUGGUUUUUGAGCCAAGAUAUUUUGUAGCUUUUGUAGUUUUAUGGAAAAUGUUAUUUACCUAUC
Molecule: messenger RNA, 3188 nt
Organism: Salvia hispanica
Lineage: Eukaryota; Viridiplantae; Streptophyta; Magnoliopsida; Lamiales; Lamiaceae
Product: AT-rich interactive domain-containing protein 4-like
Molecular function (GO): DNA binding
Source: RefSeq, a predicted model, not a curated record